ACCUCAUUCAACACCACAAUAACGGUUUAUUGUUUUUGAAAACAAUCGAAACUUAAAAACAUUGGAAUGGGAACGUUCUUAGGACACUUCGUUCCCGGUCUCUCACUUGCACUUCUUGGUCUUUGGCAUCUCUUCAACAUCAUAAGAUCUUAUUGUCUUAAAGGCCCUGAAACCUUCUCUGCAAAAUUCUGGUUCCCUUUCCCUAAACUCAAACAUCUCGAGCUUAUAUUGAUUCUCCUCUUCUCCUUCCUCUCCAUCACUCUCCUAACCCUAGAUUUCCCUAAUUUCAACUUCUCCUCUUUCAAACCAGACAACCUAGAACAUGCUUCCAUGUUCCUCCAUCUCAUAAUCUUCGCGUGUUUCGCUCUCUUCUGCGAGCUAACCCUUUGCUCAGAUCUCUUCUCCGGUUUAAUCGGAGUUCUCUCUGCUUCUGUCUUCGCUCAAGAACUCUUCCUACUUCAUUUUCACUCCACUGAUCAUUCAGGUCUUGAAGGUCACUACCAUUUCCUUCUCCAACUCAUUGCUUUCGUCUCUUUCUCCUCGGCUCUAGCUUCUGCUUCUUUCCCUAAAUCCUUCUCUGCGGCUCUAGUCCUCCCAAUCUCAGUUAUGUUUCAAGGAUGCUGGUUCUUGAACAUGGGCUUCAUGCUUUGGAUCCCAGAGUAUGUUCCUAGAGGUUGCGUGAGUAACAUGUCAACAUCUACAGACGAUAACCGAGGAAGUGUUGUUCAUAGUAGUGCGGUGGCUUGUGAGUCUCCUGGUGCUGAGGUCAGGGCAAAAGCAUUGGCGAAUCUUCAGUUUAGCUGGAUGUUGUCUGCUAUACUAAUCAUUACAUGUGCCUUGUGCCUCAAGUUUUCCGGUAAAGUUGCGUUGCCUAAGAUUAGGUCAUCGUCGGAGUACGAGCGUCUUUGCCGGCAAGGAAGUGACCGUUCUGCAACCGUGACGGUCGAAGCACCCGCCAGUUCCGAUCAACAUUAGAUUUUCCUUAAGCACCCGCCAGUUCCGAUCAACAUUAGAUUUUCCUUACUUUAUCAUCUGAAUAGAAUAUGAUGUAUUAUGUAGAUAUAUGUAAUACACUAAUAAGUAGCCCUAAUAGUUACAUAAAUUACAUAUUUACAAGAGGGAAAAGAGUGUAACGCACUAAAGAUACUUAAAAUAGUGCACCCUUUCGCAUGCUUUGUGAUAUAGAACAAAAUUAGCAUAUACAACAACUUUGUUACAGGUUUGAAAAUUUAAUUUGACUCUUUCACUAA
Molecule: messenger RNA, 1250 nt
Organism: Camelina sativa (false flax)
Lineage: Eukaryota; Viridiplantae; Streptophyta; Magnoliopsida; Brassicales; Brassicaceae
Source: RefSeq, a predicted model, not a curated record